Molecule: messenger RNA, 504 nt
Organism: Hyaloperonospora brassicae
Lineage: Eukaryota; Oomycota; Peronosporomycetes; Peronosporales; Peronosporaceae
Source: the annotation of a GenBank genome assembly
AUGUCCAAAGCUGAUGGAGGUCUGUUGGCAUCGUCGUCAAAGAUACAAACUGCUGACGAAGUCAUCACUGGUGCGGCAGUUAAAGUGAACGAACAUCUCGCGAGCGCAGCCAAACCGGUCGAACAAGUUUCUGGGGUGACCGCGAAAGCGGCGGAGGACGUCACUGGUGGGGCCGCGAAAGCGACGGACGAGGUCACUGGUGGGGUCGCCAAGUCGAAGGACGAAGGCGCUGAUGGGGUCGCCAAGUCCAAGGACGAAGUCGUUGAUGCGCCGCCCAAGACGAAGGAAGAGCUCGAAGCGGAGGCUAAAGCUGCAGAAGCUGCCAAAACGAUAAAAGAAGCCGGCGGACAUCCAUCCCCACUGAAAGUCGCGUUUGUUUCACUCGCUGUGAUUGCCUUGCUCGGUGCGAUGACUGGGUGGGCACUCCAUUUGGCGAACAAGCAUGAAGUGGCGACGCCUUUGGAACCCAUGUCGGGCUCGAACCUGGAAAGCAUGUCGGGCUAG